Messenger RNA from Pygocentrus nattereri (red-bellied piranha), 4477 nucleotides. It is a transcript of the gene glmna, whose product is annotated as glomulin, FKBP associated protein a. The transcript is spliced from 19 exons. Gene Ontology annotation, molecular function: ubiquitin-protein transferase inhibitor activity. Gene Ontology annotation, cellular component: cytoplasm. The record is from RefSeq and is a predicted model, not a curated record. NCBI's taxonomy places the organism in Eukaryota, Metazoa, Chordata, Actinopteri, Characiformes, Serrasalmidae. The coding region runs from base 398 to 2170 and encodes 590 amino acids.
CGCGAAGCGGCAAUCGUGGUCCGGACCGCGUCUCGCCAGGAGGCGUGUGGCUAGCUAGGCAUCCGACGCUGAAGCUUGUUUUUUUUUCAGCUUUUGAGCAGGUUUUGAAUCAAAGUAGGCGCUCUGUGUAUUUUUGGGGUUUAUUAUUCGUUGCGCAGAGAAGCUUCUGGGAGAGAAAUUGCCUGUUUUCUCGCAGACCGCUCCGCUGAAUGUGCUGCGCGGCCAGCUAACGUUAAGUUAGCCGAUGAACUGGCCGCCUGGGAAAAUCAAGAAAGUCACAAAGUCUUAAAUUCGCUCUAAAUACGGGAAUAAGAGCGGAAAGUGGUGUAAAAGGACGACGCACUGCGGGGACGUAAAGCUGGCGCUCCGGGGGAAGGACGAGGAGGAUGCAGUGAGAAUGGCCCUGGAGCAGUUCAGCGAUGUCGUCCAGAGAUGUCAAACCAUCCAGGAUGAAAACUUCUCUCCGGUGGACUUUGACCUGUUCCAGUCUGCAGGGAAGACCUGCAUUGAACAAGGCGACGGUGCUCAGGUGCUGAGUAUCAUCAUCGAUGACAAAAAUACGAAUAUCGUGAGAUGCAUGGGAUGGAACCUGUUGGAGCCUCUGGUGAAGGUUCUCCUGAAGAAAGAAGACAAGAACCGUCCGCAUUGCCAUGCCAUCUUCACGCACAUAAUAGAGGUCUGCAGCUCUAAAGAGCUCGUGGUGGGCCUGCUGGAGCAGGUGGAAGAAGCAGAAUCUGAUGCCAUUGCUGAGGUCAUCAUCCUUCUGCUGAGGCCUCUGCAGACAGUGUUGCUGAAACUGGGAAAGAAGAAGUCCUCCUCGGUGGGCAUGGCUCUGUCCACCGUCCUUGGCCAGGUAGCCCAGCUGCCGGUGCCCCUGAGUAAAGAGCAGGAGGAAGACGAUGUGUUCGGUUUGUGUCGUUGCUGCACUGCCCUGCUAGACUUCAUCAGGCCUUUUGUGGAGGAGGUCAAGGAGAACAUUAAACACAGCCGCAGCGUCUCCAGGGACGACGAGCUGAAGGGGGAAAUACUGAAAUUCUGUAUGAAGAGUUUAAGCGAGCCCCUUCUGGAGGUGCAGCUGAAGGAUCCAGACACAUUAGAGCAAUCCCCUCUCAGAGACUUCGCCACAGAAAUUCUGGUCAUUCUGUCCAGUAUCGGUGAGCCUCUGCCCAAUUUACUCUGCCACAACAUGCUGCGGAAAAGAGAAGUGCCCGGCUUUCUGGAGGAGGAAGUUAGAUAUCCUAAAGAGUCUUUGGCCUGUUUGGCCCAUCUACUCUUUGUGAAGCACAUUGCCAUGGACAUCUUCCCUGCCGUCCUGAGCCCAAUUUUUCUCCUUCAGUGCAACAUGGAAUAUGUUGAGCUCUUGCUGAGCAGAACUGAAGAAUCAUGGUUACAGAAAGGGCUGGAGCUGUAUGAGAAAAGUCUGGUGAGAGUGGAGGACUGCAGUCUUCCUGUGGACCUUCUGGAUCUAAAGCCGUUUUUUAGCGUCCCACAGAAUUUAGUAAAAGUGAUGACGUUAUGUCCAGUUCAGACUGUGAGGACUAAAGGACUGUCGGUUUUCCAGCUGAGCAUUGAUAAAUUUACCACAGAGGCCAAAUACAAGCUCUUCAGGUGUUUGCUGAAAACAAGCGAACAUGCCGGAGUAGAGGGCUACAUCAUCAAGAACAUCAAAAACCAGAUCGACUUGUCCUUGGGGCCGGGUAAUGAGAACGAGUGGUUCCUGGGAAAACACUUACUGCCGUUACUUCACCAAGUCCUGCGUCUUCCUCAGGGACCAGAAACGGACUUAUUACACAAUCUAGACAGGAUCAUGGAGUCGCUGAACCUGCUGCGUUAUCUGCUGAUCAGAGAUAAAGAGUGGGAGAACGAGACAGGAAUAUGGAGCGAACUGCACAAGAUCGAAGAUAGCUUCCUGAAGCCACUAAGGAUGGGCUUGAACAUGUCUAAAGCUCAUUAUGAAGCGGAGCUGAAGAAUGCUAAAGAGAAUAAGAAGAGCAGCGGAACAGAAUCUAAAGCAGCGGCCUGCACAGUUACUGUAGAAAAUGAGAGAUUACCCAACAUGACUCCAGAAAUGCAGCUCCAGGUGCUUCAGUCCGCCCUCUUCACGUUUGAUUUGAUCGAGAGCGUCUUGGCACGGAUCGAGGAGAUCGCUGAGGCGAAAGGAAGAGUUUAGGCACGGGAUACAAACUUUCAGCAAGAAACCACCAAAUCCCAGUUUUUUCCGCUCUGAGAACGGAUCGCUCAAGGAAAUUCCAAAAUCACAACCCAGCGACGCGACAGCGGGAAGCAGACCCAUCAAAUGUGAACAGAUCAGCUCUUGAAUUAGUCUUAGUCUUGCAAAAUGGACAACCACUAGUGGGACAUGGACAGAAUACUUGUACGGACAUUAUAGUGCUAUAUAUUGCAGUUGUAAUAUAUAUAUAUAUAUAUAUAAUAAUGUACACACAAGAAACUAAUCUAGAUUGUCAGGAUGCUCACAGCACAAAGUAAAAAUGCUGUGAUUGGUUAGAGGGCGUAUUUGCAUAUUGCAGCCUCUACUGUGUCGGGCAUUGCAAAGGUGAUAAUGAUUAACAAAUGGUUGUGCAGUUGCAUGCAAAAGUUUGUACACCCCCGGUCCAAUUAUGCAAAGUUAACACAUCUUGUAUGGGGAACACUGUGAAAUCGGAGAUAUUUUUAGUGGAUAAUUUCUCGUUUAAUUUCGAGUUUCACAUAUUGGAAAAAACAUAUAAUGUGCCAGACCUUUGCACAAGGCACUUUUUAUGCCCCCUCCUGCCCCUCCUCACUAUGUUGACCUCUUCUGCAGACCCUCUGGUGGACGUUGGCUUCCCGUUUUGUAAAUAAUGCAUUUUUUAAAAAAUAUAUUCCUGCAACAUUAUUGCAGAACAGAUGCAGAGUUCAACUACGGGACCUCCAAACUUGUAUGGCUACUGUGAGAAACAGUUAAAUAAAGAGUAAUUGUGCAUUAAAGUGUGUUCUCUGUAGAAGAUCCCACUAGUCGAUCUGGACAGAAGAUCUCCCAUCACGUCACUUGACCAGGGCAGGGGUCGGCAGCCCAAAUGUUAAGAAGAGCCAUUUUGUCCUUUUCUCGCAUCUCCGGCAGGAAACUUUUCCUCAGAAGUAGUUUUUUUUGUAAAAGGUCUCUCAACGUUCGACUUUUUACGAGGCUGAAGUCGCUUCUCAUUCACCGGCUUCUUGUUCAAAGACUUCAGCCUUUCAUCUUUUGUGUUUGUCAGUUUCUCGCUGCGGAUUAAACGCAUCAGGAAACCAGCUGGAGUGAUUAUAAAUGCAAAUAAGUCAAUUCGUCUACAAACGAUCGAUCAAGAUUGUCAUCUGCGUUGCUAUGGUGACCACCAGUCCGUGCGUCAACCUUCCAACCUUAUACUUUAACUCCAGCGUUUAGGACCAUAUAUGGUUAAGCUGUGUUGAACAAUCAGCAGAGCUUUAUUUCACUGCAAAGGAAUUUUAUUUCAUUUAUACCUACAAAUCUAAUCCCGGCGUGGAGCCGCAUGUUGCCGACCCCUGGACCAGGGGUGCCAAAACUUUUGCAUACAACAGACCACCACAUAAAAUUGCCCCACAAUGAUCCUUAGUUUACUAUUACACUCUUGUACUUGUUCCUGCGAGAAGCUCUUGCCGUAGUUGCUGUACAACAUUUACAUGAGAUGCACUGUUACUGCUGUUACUGUAUGAGGCGUUUCUAAUGGCUCCAUAAAUGCCAUAAAAGUAGUUUCCCCAUUUAUUUCGAGUCAUUAAAUGUCCAGUGGCAAAUCUCCAUUAGGCGUAAUUACAAUUACACAACUUCAUGUUCAUUAAAACAUGCUCAUGUGAGGCUGAAGAUCGAUCCUGUGUUACAGAACCCGAGUUCUGGCGUUUGGUGCAGAAUACAUGUCUGUAUGUACAUAUAUGGCAUUUACAGGUGUGUAAAGGGAAUUCAUCCUUUUUUUAAAUUCUGCAUAAUUCAGUGUUUGAGAUGUAAACUAAGUCCAAAAAAGAGGGUUUGGUGAAAAAUGGUUCAGAUGUCUUUACAGUGGUGGUGAUGGGAACCAGGGGUUGCCAUGACAACAACACAGCUACUAUAGACAUUUUAUUUACCAUCCAGAACCACCAGAGAACCUACACGAGUCUUCUGAGCCACGAGUCUUUUAUAUGGAAAGUUCUUUCGCUGAACAUCAUCAGGCAAAUACCCCUCCAAUCAGAACUGGUUUUAAAAACCCAUUCUAGGCUCAAAAGCCGACAUAAAACAGUAGCUGAAGCAACGUAUCCACUUCACGUAAUAACUUUGUGGGGGAUCGUUUAGAGGUGGACGUCUGGUUCCCAUCGCCAGCACUGUGAACAAUUCUCAGUAAGUUUCUCCAGAACAAAAUCCAUCCUAAUGAAGCUCUUGGUAAAACGUCAACUUUUAGUCCAAUUUUACAUUUUUCCACAUCCAAAUUUUGUUGCUCUGAAAUUGUCGCGCUUAAAAAAAAAAAAAAAAAAAAAA